GUGUUUCCUCUGCUGCCUUGUUACACUCAAAGUCCCUCCGUGGCCACAGAGACUGCUUUGAGAAAUGUCACCUCAUUGCCAACCAGAAGCUGUCCCAUUCCAAGGUCUCUCGAAGUGCCUAUGAGGGCAUGAAGCUGGCCCUCAGCCAGAAACUGAACCGUAUCAUCCAGUUUGCCCAGAACAAAGACUCUGUCUCCUCCAACGGCUGCCCCAGACGAGGGCCAAAGCUUCUUUGUUACAGCCAGCAGAGUGACCGCAAGCUGCUGCCACAGACUGAUGCCCAGGUGCCCCGCUAUGCCCCCUGCUGGGACAGGGGCAAAGCAACGGGGCUGCCUGAAUAUACAAUGAGGAUGCUGGAAAGUCAGACAGCAGAGGAGGUGGAGCUGCUUGAGGCGUCGCAGUCUGAUGCUUGGACCAGCGACGGCAGGAGAGGCUUGCACAGCUGGAAACAGUCAUCAGGAGGGCAGACACCGCUCAGACACCAGGGGCACACCAGUGAUGAAUUGGGUAAAAUGAGUGUGGAUGAGCUCCAUCAGCUGAACAGCCAGCUACUGAAGCAGAUUCAGAAGGUCUUUGAGGAGCUGACGGCCGUCGUGCAGGAGAAGGAUGCCUUGGCGUCUGAGCUGCACGUGCGCCACGUUGCCAUCGAGCAGCUCUUUAAGAACUGUGCCAAAUUGCCRUGGUUGCACAUCAGCAGGGCGGGGGUGAAGGCCAGCAGCAGCAGCGGCGGCAGUGGUGGUGGUGCUGUGGAAUAAAUACGAUGCUGGAAGACAGCAGCAGGUUGCAAGACAGACUUUCUGAAUCUGCUGCUGGGACAAAGUUGAAUCCUUCAGCUUACAGAAUGCAGCUAGACCAAAAAAAGACCUGGAUAGUGACUGACUCUUACAACACUAUGAUGACAUUGGGUUGUUAAUUCUGUAUUAGCACAGCAUUAAGGGCUUUGGUUGACCCACUCUGUUUUCAUGGUGGCAGUGGUGAUGUAAGGAUUUAUGGUGGACUGCAAAUGAAUUGCUGGUCUGGCACGUGGCCUGAAUUCCACCCAACCCAAGUACCCAGGAUGUGACUUAAUUAAAGGUGGCACAGAGAAUCCUGGUCUUGAAACUGGAUGAGGAUCUGUGCCUUGUGGACAAGGGAGGAAAAAAAAUGCUUGCAGAUUUUCAUUUAAAAUCUACUUUUCAUUUCUUUUUUAUUCUUUGAAAUUAUGUUUUUAUUGUUUUAUUUCUUUAGAUACAUUUCUACUUUGAUGUUUUUGUAUUAGGUUGUAGAGUAAAAUGAGCUUUAGAAUUGGUAACUGCUCUUCAUUAUGUUGUCAGAUCAUUUGUGAGGAGCGGUGUUCUAUGCUGCUGCAAACUGAACCAAAUGUCUCAUGUUUGGAGGAUUCUGUUGAAGUUUGCUGUUCAUCUCCAACAGUGUCGGUCAUUGAAAUGUCCUGGAGCUGCUCAGAUUGGACCUGGUAGUUUAUGAAAACUGAUCCUCUGAAAUGUUUAGGAUUUUCUAAAUCAAAGUGAUACAGCGUUUAGCUACAGCUACUGAAAAAUAUGCAAACAAUUCUAAUGAAAGUGUAAUUUUAUUAGAGAUAUUUUAAAUGGCACAAAUGGGUUUAAUCUGAAAGAGAGAAAAAAAUAAUGCUCAAAACUGAUUGAGUUCCUUUAACGUGCAUUCUAGAAGAACAAAAUGCUAGUUGUAUGUUGUUUUGUUUUAAUAACGAGAGUACUCAGAAGAUAGUUUAUAAGCAGCAAAUGGAAACACUUGUGUGGCUUAAAGAGAAAGGUUUUAGUUUAGCUUAGAUUUUAUGUUUGUAACUGUUUCUGCUUGGAUUUACUUGAUAUUCAGUAUAAAACUGUUCGUCAUGUAGCCGUCAAGCACAAGUCUUCAGGAUCCCAUUGGGCUGUGACCGUUGGAGGCUCGCUGCCAACUCUGAAUUACUAGAAAACUGACAUUUUCUUGUUGCAGUCUCACUGAUGACUGAGUUUGCGAUCAAACGACUAGCGAGUCAUCUGACCUCAUUUUGAGCUGCAAGUUUUAGAAAAUCACAGCUUAGUUUCAUGUACACGGCUAAGCUAAGCUGUAUUAGUGGCUCUGCGCAUUAUUCUAACUUUAUACCCAACUUGGUAGCCACACACAUGUUUAUAAAUGAAUCUGCUGGAGUGCGCUUUGGAAGUGAAGGUGGGCUGAUUUGGACCAACGCUUCAAUAAUUAUUCAUAAUCAUUGUGUUUUCUAGACUUGGAUGUUUUGAUUGUUUUAUUUUGUCAGAAGAGAGUUCUGGUACAGGUGUCAGAAAGCAGCUGUAGCUCUCUUCAGAUGGGUUGGAGAUGACUCCAACAAAAUCACGACAGGUUUUAAUAAACCUGAGACAAUUCUGCCAUGCUUUUGAGAGAAAGUCAGUCGUGCAAACAUUGAAAUAUAUUCCCAAUUUAAGCGAUAACAUUGUGAACCCAUGCAACCCGAAGGAGGAAUUUUUCAAGACAGUUCGAAACUUCCUUGCAAAUAUUGUAUACAAACUUGUCACCAACAGUCGCAGUCCACUGAGAUACUACACUCGUGGAUGGCUUUUCACUAAAUGAGCCCUGUCAGAAGAGGAAAACCUGAACUACUGAAAAUGAAAUUAUGCUGCCAAACCAAAGUGUAUUUCUCUAUUUUCAACGUGAACCACAAACAAGCAUUUGACAGCAACAGAUGAUGAUGAUGCAAUACCAAACUGAUUUUAAAAUCUACAAAACAGAUUUUGCUCUGAGGGUUACUGCAGAAAUGACUUGUUUUGGAGUGUCGAGAGCAAUCUGAACAGGGCAGAUUGGUCUUCUGUGCCUAUGGAUGUCUAACCUUUGAGUAAAGGUAAACAAAGACAGAAGUUUGGACCCUAUGCAAGACAGACUAAAAAUCAGAAGCCUUAUUGAGUGAGAAUCUUUGCUAUCUGACCGUUCCUCUGAGGAGAUCACAGAACCAGAGUUUUGUAAGCUUCAUCUAGGAAAACAAGGUUAGAGUAGUUUGUUUAGAUAAACUCAGCAUUGUCCGUGUAUUUGCUCUCUUUGUAAGAGAUUACACAUGUUUGACCCGUUUAGGGUCUUAAAAACAAUUUAGCUUCAUAGCAUUGUUUUAUUUGGAUAAAUGUAUUCAGUAUGCCUGAGUGUUUGUGGAUAUUUUCAAUAUUUGUCCUUUAUUGCAGAUUUUUAAAUCAUUUAAUCCUUGUUCAUUUAGUUUGCAUUCUUUUAUUUUUCUCAUUGAAUGUGGUGUUUUGAAUGCUGUUAAAACAUGCCUGAACCUGUCUCUGCUCAGCAGGAAAAUCAGGCUCUGUGUUGGAUCAUAUUUGUGCUCUUGUUUUCAUUUUACCAAAAAACAGAAGCAUAUCUGUUACACUCAUGUCCAUUCUGGCCUCAUUGUUCUUUUUUUUUUUUUAUCAAUGCUGCAUUUGUGUUGUUUGAUGUUUCACAUUCUAUUUAUUGGGUGUGUAAUGGACCUUAUAAUGUUUGUGCUUGAGUUUCUUUUUUGUUUUGCUUUUUAAUAAAAUGAAAUGACAUUACCA
This is a messenger RNA of Austrofundulus limnaeus, 3521 nucleotides long. RefSeq names its product chromosome unknown C21orf91 homolog (gene cunh21orf91). The record is from RefSeq and is a predicted model, not a curated record. NCBI's taxonomy places the organism in Eukaryota, Metazoa, Chordata, Actinopteri, Cyprinodontiformes, Rivulidae.